AUGCCACCACGACUGAGCCUGCGGUCUGUCGCAGGCUGCCGUCCACCCUCAUUGCACAGGGUUACCGCGAAGCCAACAUCUACUGUUUGUUUAUUCUGUUCCCUCGCGGCCCGUCCCAACUCGUCAGCACCUCGAAGGACGCGGCGCAAAUCUCUGGCGACGCGUCGGAAUCAGUCCAUCACCACCGCCAGCCAGACGUCGAACCCGCGAAAAGAGCUCCUGGACGCCCUCCAGGAACUCCAGAAGCAUGCGACCAAUUACGUAAACCUGUCGCGGGUGCAAUUGGCCCUCAACGCGCUGCGCCAGGGCGCAGGCGAAGAAACCGUGAGGAUCGCCAUCCUGGGACUGACGAAUGGAUCCGAGUCGGGACAGACCGCCAAGGAGGUAUUGCGGCUACUGCUUGCGGACCCGCUGUCGCCGGAGCAGGAAUGGGAGAGCGAAUUGAUAAGCCAUGAUGCGCGACAACCGCUGAUAGUCCGGGUCGGGGCAGACCACGAAGGCGGUGCCAAGGACGCUGAAGGGACGAUGACGUACGCGGGAGGCAGUCUAUUGAGGGAGAUGAACGUCUCCUCUCCCGGUCUUAACGGAAGGAAGCUCGAGAUACUGCUUACAGAGACCAACCCGCUCGCCGACCCGACUGGGGGAGCAUUCCAGAACUUUGAGGAGACCGCGCUGGUGCCGACGGUGGAUAUACCUACCUCACACACUGGAAGAUAUACUCCUGUCACGACACCGGUACACAGAGCUUUGCUCGUCACGGAUGGCAUACUAGGGGCCGCCUCGCUGGCCAACCUUCCUCUACUCUCGACCAAGGGUGCGGUAACCGCGGCGGUCAACACGCCUGGAUUUCAACCCGAAGACCCAUCGGCCUUACCGUUCGCCACCAUCGACAUCACAGCAGCCUCCCAAGGCUUGGAUGCCUUGCGCCAGAGCGUAGACAGAGGGUUUGAGUAUGAGAGGCUAUGGUUCAAGAGCAACAUCCCUUCUAUCACGACUUGGCUGAAGUCCGGAGUCACGACUACGGGAGAAGGCGUCACGAAAGACGCUGUCCGAGAGUCGAUUGCCUCUAUCCUCCUGAAUACCCAUGCCAAAAUACAGCAGGAGGAAUCCCGCAGGUUGUCCUCGGCGCUCUCGGCCCAGACCUCUGCUGCCGUACCCACGCUAAACGCAGCGCUGGCAGAGUGGGCAGAGAAGUCCCAUGCGGAGCUACAAGAUCAGCUGGACAAGGCGUUCACAGGCAGGCGGUGGCGCAAGUUGAACUGGUGGAAGCUCUUCUGGCGCGUCGACGACGUCGGCGUGCUGUCAUCCGAGAUGCUCUCGCAGAGGUUCCUGCCGUGCGCGGAGCGGAACGUCAUCUUCCUCGCCGGCAAGAUCGAGGGGUCCGGCGUUUUCGGCACCGACGCCCGCAACAAGGCGCCCUAUCCGCCACCGACGAUAGCAUCGACCGCAAGGCCAUCCGAGGCGGCGGCGGAACCACCGCAGGAGUUGACGCCUAUCAAGGAAAGUCUGCCCGGGACCAGGUGGCCAGCCCACAUUACGUUCACUCGCAAUUACCUACAGUCUGAGACGGUGCCGGCCUUGCAGGCCCUCGCGCAGAGCCUUGUCUUCCAGUCAGCCGGCUUCUCAACACUGACUACCUCCCUCGGGGCGCUCAUGUACCUGUCCACCUUCGGUGCGUCCGAGUCCGGGGCGGUGGCGGCCCUGGGCAUCGUGUGGAGCCUGCGCCGCCUGCAGAAGAAGUGGGAGUCGGCAAGGGAGUACUGGCAGAGCGAGGUGAGGGAGGAAGGUCGCAAGGCCGUGAGGGCUGUCGAGAUCAGUGUUGCCGAGACUCUCGACAAGGCCGUCAGGGACGGCAGUAAGGCCAACGAGGACGCCCUGCUGGCUGAGCUGAGACAGGCUAGAGAGCUUGUGCAGAGGGCCGAGGAGGCGUUGGCGAGGCUGAAGUAA
Molecule: messenger RNA, 1947 nt
Organism: Diaporthe citri
Lineage: Eukaryota; Fungi; Ascomycota; Sordariomycetes; Diaporthales; Diaporthaceae
Exons: 1
Coding region: 1-1947 (648 amino acids)
Source: RefSeq, a predicted model, not a curated record